Messenger RNA from Alexandromys fortis (reed vole), 1798 nucleotides. RefSeq names its product ribosomal oxygenase 1 (gene Riox1). Lineage: Eukaryota; Metazoa; Chordata; Mammalia; Rodentia; Cricetidae. Bases 38 to 1798 code for a protein of 586 amino acids. The transcript has a single exon. The record is from RefSeq and is a predicted model, not a curated record.
CUCCGGCCGGCUUUCUCCGGUUCUGUACCGCCCCGCCAUGGAGGAGCUUCAGAACGGCGCGGCGCUGCCCAGGCGCGGGCGGGGGAGGCGGCGGCGCCAGCCGCAGCCCCGCGACGGGUCGGUCUUGGCCCUGCCCUCGAGGCCCCGGAGGAUCCGCAGGCAUCGGAAAACCGCGGCGGCCCGCGUGGCCGCGGUGAGGGCUCACGCGCUGCUGCGGAAGGCCUCGGCCUCCAAGGUGGAGCCGGCCGCGGGCGCGCUGGAGGCGCCUGCCGAGCGGCGGGAGCCCUCGCGCUCCGCAGAGCCGCGGCCGGCUUCGGUGUCUGUGCGGCGCCACGUGGAGGGACGGCCCGCCGUCUCUCGCCUCCUGGGGACCCCGGCCCCCGUUCUGGGCCCGCGCGUGGAUGACGCGGAGCAGCCGUGGGACUCGCCGCUGCAGCAGGUGUUGGCCGAGCUGAACGGCAUCCCCAGCAGCCGGAGACGCGCCGCCCGCCUCUUCGAGUGGCUCCUGGCGCCCCUGCCCCCGGAUCACUUCUACCGGCGCCUGUGGGAGCGGGAGGCGGUGCUGGUGCGGCGGCAGGACCCCAGUUACUACGGAGGCCUCUUCUCCACCGCCGACCUGGACUCGAUGCUGCGCCACGAGGACGUGCAGUUCGGGCAGCAUCUGGACGCCGCGCGCUACGUCGACGGGCGGCGGGAGACCCUGAAUCCACCGGGCCGCGCCCUGCCCGCCGCCGCCUGGUCCCUGUACCAGGCCGGCUGCUCCUUGCGCCUUCUCUGCCCGCAGGCUUUCUCGCCCACCGUGUGGCAGUUUUUGGCCGUGCUCCAGGAACAGUUCGGGAGCAUGGCCGGCUCUAACGUUUACCUCACGCCCCCCAACUCCCAGGGCUUUGCCCCCCACUACGACGACAUUGAGGCUUUCGUGUUGCAGCUGGAAGGUCGGAAACUCUGGCGUGUCUACCGACCGCGGGACCCAAGUGAGGAGCUGGCUCUGACAUCUAGUCCCAACUUCAGCCAGGAGGACCUUGGUGAGCCGGUGCUACAAACGGUGCUGGAACCUGGCGACCUGCUUUAUUUUCCUCGGGGCUUCAUUCAUCAAGCCGAAUGUCAGGAUGGAGUCCACUCUCUGCACCUCACCUUGUCCACCUUCCAGCGCAAUACAUGGGGUGACUUCCUGGAGGCUGUACUGCCCCUGGCCGUGCAAGCAGCAAUAGAAGAAAAUGUGGAGUUCCGCAGGGGUCUGCCUCGAGACUUCAUGGAUUACAUGGGGGCCCAGCAUUCAGACUCUAAGGAUCCGAGAAGAACAGCUUUCAUGGAAAAGGUGCGGGUCUUGGUUGCGCGCCUGGGAUACUUCGCUCCCGUCGAUGCUGUGGCCGACCAGAGAGCCAAAGACUUCAUCCACGAUUCUCUGCCCCCCGUGUUGACUGAUCGGGAACGGGCACUGAGUGUUCACGGGCUCCCAAUUCGCUGGGAGGCUGGAGAGCCUGUCAAUGUGGGGGCACAGUUGAGCACAGAAACAGAAGUCCAUAUGCUCCAGGAUGGCAUAGCUCGGCUGGUGGGUGAGGGAGGCCGUUUGUUCCUCUAUUACACGGUGGAAAACUCCCGUGUUUAUCAUCUGGAGGAACCCAAGUGCUUGGAAAUCUACCCACAGCAAGCUGACGCCAUGGAGCUCUUGCUUCGCUCCUACCCAGAGUUUGUGAGAGUAGGGGAUCUGCCCUGUGACAGUGUGGAAGACCAGCUUUCCUUGGCAACCAUGCUGUAUGAUAAGGGGCUGCUGCUCACCAAGACCCCUCUUGUCUGA